Messenger RNA from Nilaparvata lugens (brown planthopper), 1612 nucleotides. RefSeq names its product acetylcholine receptor subunit beta. Gene Ontology annotation, cellular component: synapse; membrane; neuron projection. Bases 70 to 864 code for a protein of 264 amino acids. Gene Ontology annotation, biological process: regulation of membrane potential; chemical synaptic transmission; monoatomic ion transmembrane transport. Gene Ontology annotation, molecular function: transmembrane signaling receptor activity; neurotransmitter receptor activity; extracellular ligand-gated monoatomic ion channel activity. The record is from RefSeq and is a predicted model, not a curated record. Lineage: Eukaryota; Metazoa; Arthropoda; Insecta; Hemiptera; Delphacidae. The transcript is spliced from 9 exons.
UUCCCUUAUCAACUGAUGGGUGUAUUUCGAAUCAGUGAGCAGUUACAGUAGCAUAAUAUUGUAGCUUUUAUGUUGAAACUGUCGGCAGUGACGUUUGUGAAUGCAAUUAUGAAUGGAUUGAGUGUUUUCUUUUUCGUAGCCGUCUGUGGGUUUCCACUAGUGAAGCUACAAAAAAAUGCACCCAGCAAAGAAAAGCGUCUACAAGCAGAUCUAUUCCGUGAUUAUGAUCCUUUUCUUAGUCCAAAUCCAGGGAACAGGACGGAAGUAAGGACUGGAAUUUUACUUGGAAACUAUGAAUAUAUGGAAGGAUCAUCAGAGAUGGCUAUUCAAGGAUUCAUAAAAAUGUCUUGGUUUGACGAACGUCUAGUUUGGAACGUUUCAGAAACAGGUGUGACAGGAUUCGUGCCUGAGCAAGACAUUUGGAGACCACACCUCGUAGAAAUAAAGAACAGAGGAUUUGAUGGAGAGCCUAUAUAUCACACACAUGGAAAGAAAGAGAGGAAUUUCAAUUCGGAGAUUCAAUCGACGAUUGUACGGAAUGGAGAUAUAACAUCAGUGCACACAAUCAGGUUAACUGCGAAAUGCGUUGCAGAUUUGAAAGAAUGGCCCAGAGAUAGGGCCACGUGUGAAGCUUUCAUUGGUGCUCAAGCUAUUCAGAAUAUCAAUUUAACAUCUUUCCAUGACGAGUACAUUUUUUCGAGUUAUAUGGAAUCUGAAAUGGAAGAUUGGAUGUUGACAAAUAUUAGUGAGAAGAAGUUGGAUCUGAAGACCCCACAGAACGGAUUCGAUCAAAUUUUAAGCAUUACAUUGGAGCUACAAACCACCGGUAAUAUCCUCACCAGACUUCUCAUUUAUCCAGGUUAGCUUCAGCAGCUGUAACACUGGCAUUGUUGGUUUUGAGAUUUGAUAACAGUAUACGACUGUUCACUCUCGUAUUUUCUUUCAUCAUCCACACAUACCUUCUACAAAUACUGGCAUUUCAUAUGCCAGACUGCGGAGCUGAUUCUCCAUACUUAGUGAAAUAUUUUGUCAACUCUAUUAUUAUCAUUGGACUUAUAAUGGUGGAAACGAUCGUAGUGAGAUCUAUAUCAUCAAUAAAGCAGAUGUCAACAUCGGUUGUCAUGCUUUUGAGAUAUCUGGAAACUUUCAAAAUUUUUGAUUUGCUCAUCAUCCGCCGUCACCAAAUUAUAAACGGAAUUUCACUUCAAGAACAGAGUUCUCAAGAUGAAUCUCCAGCAAAAAUCAGAUCUAAAGAGAAAUCGUGGGAUUUGAUUGCAUUUUUGAUUGAUAGACUAAUGCUAUGCGCAGUGAUACUGGCAUACUCCUUCAAUAUCGUACAUUUUCUCGUCUACUAAAAGCAAAUAAUUAUUAUUUUAAACAAAUAAAUGUACUACUUUGGUGCACUUUCAUUCAAAAUCAAUUGACUGAUACAUUUUACAAGGUUUAUCUUGGCUAGGAAAUCAUUGGAAUCCUACCCAACUUAUAAAAAAAUGUAUUAUUUUUCAAUAAUCUGGUGACUAAUAAUACGGUAGAUGAAUGCUCUAGUAUUUUCAAUGUUCAAAUAUAAUUUUUGUUCUAUUAUAAAAGCAAAUAAAAAAUUAGAAAUAGAAUA